Molecule: messenger RNA, 616 nt
Organism: Rhinopithecus roxellana (golden snub-nosed monkey)
Lineage: Eukaryota; Metazoa; Chordata; Mammalia; Primates; Cercopithecidae
Gene: CRYGA
Product: crystallin gamma A
Exons: 3
Coding region: 28-552 (174 amino acids)
Biological process (GO): visual perception; lens development in camera-type eye
Molecular function (GO): structural constituent of eye lens
Source: RefSeq, a predicted model, not a curated record
CAUGCUAAUCACCCUCUGUCAACAACCAUGGGGAAGAUCACCUUCUUCGAGGACCGAGACUUUCAGGGUCGUUGCUACAAUUGCAUCAGUGACUGCCCCAACCUGAGGGUCUACUUCAGCCGCUGCAACUCCAUCCGAGUAGACAGCGGCUGUUGGAUGCUCUAUGAGCGCCCCAACUACCAGGGCCACCAGUACUUCCUGCGCCGAGGCAAGUACCCCGACUAUCAGCACUGGAUGGGCCUCAGCGACUCGGUCCAAUCCUGCCGUAUAAUUCCUCAUACCAGGUCUCAUAAGUUAAGGCUGUACGAGAGAGAUGACUACCGAGGCCUUAUGUCUGAGCUCACUGAUGACUGCGCCUGUGUCCCAGAACUCUUCCGUCUCCAUGAGAUCUAUUCCCUCCACGUACUGGAGGGCUGCUGGGUCCUCUAUGAAAUGCCCAACUACCGGGGGCGGCAGUAUCUGCUGAGGCCUGGGGACUACAGGAGGUACCACGACUGGGGGGGUGCAGAUGCCAAAGUCGGCUCUUUGAGACGGGUCAUCGAUUUGUACUAAGCUGUGCCUGCCUUGUUAUGAUCCACAUAGAAACAAAAUAAAUAUACAAAUUGUGUUCCCCGCA